Molecule: messenger RNA, 366 nt
Organism: Saccostrea cuccullata (small rock oyster)
Lineage: Eukaryota; Metazoa; Mollusca; Bivalvia; Ostreida; Ostreidae
Product: protein lin-41-like
Exons: 1
Coding region: 1-366 (121 amino acids)
Biological process (GO): proteasome-mediated ubiquitin-dependent protein catabolic process; protein polyubiquitination; negative regulation of translation
Molecular function (GO): translation repressor activity; ubiquitin protein ligase activity
Source: RefSeq, a predicted model, not a curated record
AUGAAGAGAAAGGAUAAAUAUACAGCCAUGGUGGGCCGAUACAAAAGUACAGGGCAAGAACUCCAACAUAACCCUUGUCAGGGACAAUAUAUUAAUCCUAAAUAUAUCACAGAAAACCAAAAUGGAGAUGUGAUUGUUUCGGACUCCAGUAUUGGCUACUUUGGAUCAGGUGUUGUAGUGGUAACAGACUGUAAAGGCACACAUCGCUUCUCCUAUAAAGGGAAUAAACCAGAAUCAAGUUUUGAACCACGUGGAAUUUGUACAGAUGAACUGUUAAAUAUCAUUGUGUGUGACAUAAACACAAAGACAGUACAGAUGAUUGACAAGGAUGGUCAGUUCCUGACAGUGCUACUGACAGAAAAGUAA